AUGUGGUGGCUUUCUUCUUCCUGGCUCUCCGAGCUCUCAUGUUCUUCCACGGCGGUUAUAUCUGAACCAACAUCUACUGUAUCUAUAGCAAUCCAAUGGCUGAGAUUUGUUUUCCUCUCUCCGUGCCCUCAACGUGCUCUCUUCUCCGCCGUAGAUCUUUUAUUCGUGGUCGUCCUUGUCUUCUUCGCCCUUCGGAAGCUCUUUUCUUCGUCUUCUUCAUCAACCUCAGUCAACGGAAACGCCGAGAUUAGGAAACCUCUACUCGGAAACGAUGGAAGAAUCCAAACAAGAACAACCGCAUGGUUCAAAUCCACGGUCGUAGCCACCGUUUUACUGUCGGUUUGCUCCGUUGUGGUCUGUGUUUUGGCGUUCACGGAGAAGCAACGGACACAGAGACCAUGCAACGUUAUAAACCCGAUGUUUUGGCUAAUCCACGCCGUCACAAAUGCCGUCACCGCAGUUUUUGUCCUCCACGAGAAGAGAUUCGCAGCUCUGAAGCAUCCCUUAUCUCUAAGAGUCUACUGGGUUUCAAGCUUCGUCGUGACAACUCUCUUCACCGUCUCCGUGAUUCUCCACGUACUCUCCGACGACUCAACCGCCGCGGUCCUGAAAGCAGAAGACGUCGCAUCGUUCUUCUCCUUCCCGUGGACCGCCUUUCUGCUCAUCGCUUCCGUCUUAGGAAGCACCGGCGUUGUCACAACGGAAGGGAACAACAACUACAGUGAUACGGCACCAUACGACGCCGUUUCGGAGAAAGCCGGUAAGUCUCUCUACGCCUCCGCUUCGGCUUUAUCCAAGACGUUCUGGUUAUGGAUGAAUCCUUUACUGAGCAAAGGUCAAGUCACGCUCUCUCCAGAGCACAAAGCAGAGAGGCUCGCGCUUCUCUUCGAAUCAAACUGGCCGAAACCUUCCGACAACUCGAGGAGCCAUCCUGUCGGUACGACCAUACUCCGAUGUUUCUGGAAAGAGAUCCUCUUCACGGCGAUCCUCGCAGUCGUGCGUCUCGGCGUCAUGUACGUCGGUCCUGUUCUCAACCAGAGCUUCGUCGAUUUCACCUCCGGCAAGAGAUCCUCGCCGUGGCAGGGGUACUACCUCGUCCUCGUCCUCCUUGUCGCCAAGUUCGUGGAGGUCUUGACGACGCAUCACUUUAACUUCAGCUCGCAGAAGCUUGGGAUGCUCAUAAGGUCGACUCUAAUCACGGCACUGUACAAGAAAGGUCUAAAGAUCACAAGCUCCGCGCGACAGACACACGGCGUCGGUCAAAUCGUGAACUACAUGGCCGUGGAUGCGCAACAGCUCUCUGACAUGAUGCUUCAGCUCCACGCAAUCUGGCUUAUGCCCUUACAAGUGGCUCUUGCUUUGGUGCUUCUCUACGGAAGCCUAGGCCCGUCUGUUGUCACCGCCAUCAUCAGUCUAACCGGAGUGUUCGUAUUCGUCCUCCUUGGGACUAAGAGAAACAACAGAUACCAAUUUAGCUUGAUGGGAAACAGAGAUUCUCGGAUGAAGGCCACCUACGAGAUGCUUAACUACAUGCGAGUGAUCAAGUUCCAGGCUUGGGAGAAUCAUUUCAACAAGAGGAUCCUUGGAUUCAGGGACCUGGAGUUUGGUUGGCUCUCCGAGUUUCUCUACUCUAUUGCCGCAAACAUCAUUGUUCUCUGGAGCACGCCGGUUCUUAUCUCGGCUCUCACGUUCGCCACCGCGCUUUUCAUGGGAGUCAAGCUUGACGCUGGGACCGUGUUCACCACCACCACCAUUUUCAAGAUCUUGCAAGAACCCAUCAGGACGUUCCCUCAGUCUAUGAUCUCUCUCUCGCAGGCAAUGAUCUCUCUGGGAAGACUUGACUCCUACAUGAUGAGCAGAGAGCUGUCUAGCGACGAGGCCGUGGAGAGAUCCGUGGGUUGUGAUGGUAAUAUUGCCGUGGAGGUAAGAGAUGGAAGCUUUAGUUGGGAUGAUGAGGACAACGUACCUGCACUCAAAGACAUCAACUUUAAGGUUAAUAAAGGAGAGCUCACAGCGAUAGUUGGGACCGUUGGUUCAGGAAAGUCUUCCUUGUUAGCCUCGGUUCUUGGCGAAAUGCACAGAAUCACGGGGCAGGUGAGUGUUUGUGGCAGCACAGGUUAUGUAGCGCAGACAUCAUGGAUCCAGAACGGCACGGUUCUAGACAACAUCUUGUUUGGUCUUCCGAUGGAUAGAGAGAAGUAUAACCAAGUUCUCAAUGUCUGUUGUCUGGAGAAAGAUCUGGAAAUGAUGGAGUUUGGAGAUCAAACUGAGAUUGGAGAACGUGGAAUCAACCUCAGCGGAGGUCAGAAGCAGCGUAUACAGCUCGCACGUGCAGUUUACCAAGACUGCGAUGUUUACUUUCUUGAUGAUGUUUUCAGCGCCGUGGAUGCUCAUACCGGUUCAGACAUUUUCAAGAAUUGUGUAAGAGGAGUUCUGAAAGGCAAGACCGUCUUGCUCGUAACCCAUCAAGUGGACUUCUUGCACAACGUUGAUUGUAUUUUGGUGAUGCGGGAAGGGAAGAUUGUUGAAUCAGGAAGAUACGACGAGUUAGUCAGCUCCGGGUUGGAUUUCGGGGAGCUCGUGGCGGCACAUGAGACAUCAAUGGAGCUAGUUGAAGCCGGUGCAGAGUGUUCAGCGGCAACAUCAAUCAUUACAUCCCCAAGAGCACCAACGUCUCCUCGUGUCAGCUCCCCAAGAACGUCCAUGGAGUCUCCUCACUUAAGUGAUCUUAAUGAGGAACACGUCAAGUCGUUUCUCGGCUCUCACACACUAGAAGAUGGCUCGAAGCUCAUCAAAGAAGAGGAAAGGGAGACCGGGCAGGUUAGUCUGCGAGUUUACAAGCAGUAUUGCACCGAGGCCUAUGGCUGGUGGGGCAUUGUGUUUGUGGUGUUCUUCUCUCUAACAUGGCAAGGCUCUGUGAUGGCUAGCGACUACUGGCUCGCUUACGAAACAUCAGCCAACAAUGCAGUAUCGUUUGACGCCUCUGUUUUCAUUCGUGUAUACGUCAUUAUUGCGCUUGUUUCCAUCGUUUUGGUGAGUUUGCGCUCAUAUUACGUCACACACUUGGGACUCAAGACGGCUCAGAUCUUCUUCCGACAGAUUCUUAACAGUAUCUUACAUGCUCCCAUGUCGUUCUUCGACACCACACCAUCUGGAAGAAUCCUCAGCCGGGCAUCGACUGAUCAAACAAACGUUGAUAUCUUCAUUCCGUUCAUGCUCGGACUUGUGGCCUCAAUGUACACAACUCUGCUUAGCAUUUUCAUAGUUACUUGCCAGUACGCUUGGCCUACUAUUUUCUUUGUGAUUCCUCUUGGAUGGCUCAACAUUUGGUACCGGAACUAUUACCUAGCAUCUUCCCGCGAAUUAACACGCCUGGACUCCAUCACCAAGGCUCCUGUCAUCCACCAUUUCUCGGAGAGUAUAGCAGGAGUGAUGACAAUCAGGUCGUUCAGGAAACAUGAGUUGUUUAGGCAAGAGAAUGUGAAGCGUGUCAACGACAAUCUUAGGAUGGACUUCCACAACAACGGUUCAAACGAAUGGCUCGGGUUUCGGCUUGAGCUUAUUGGGAGCUGGGUGCUCUGCAUCUCAGCUCUGUUUAUGGUUAUGUUACCAAGCAACGUUAUCAAACCAGAAAAUGUAGGGUUGUCUCUUUCUUACGGGCUGUCUUUGAACUCGGUUCUGUUUUGGGCAAUCUACAUGAGAUGUUUUGUCGAAAACAAGAUGGUUUCUGUUGAAAGGAUCAAACAGUUCACUGAUAUUCCUGCUGAAUCCGAGUGGGAGAGCAAAGAAAACCUCCCACCUUCCAACUGGCCUUUCCCUGGCAAUGUACAUCUCGAAGACCUCAAGGUACGGUACAGGCCAAACACUCCACUUGUGCUCAAAGGAAUCACUCUAGACAUCAAAGGAGGAGAGAAAGUUGGUGUCGUUGGACGAACAGGAAGCGGGAAAUCGACGUUGAUCCAAGUCUUGUUCAGGCUUGUAGAACCAUCAGGAGGGAGGAUAAUCAUCGAUGGGAUUGAUAUAUGCAACCUAGGAUUACAUGAUCUCAGGUCAAGAUUCGGAAUCAUUCCUCAAGAACCAGUCCUCUUUGAAGGAACCGUGAGAAGCAACAUCGACCCAACAGAUCAAUACUCCGACGAAGAAAUCUGGAAGAGCCUUGAGCGAUGCCAACUAAAGGAUGUUGUUGCUACAAAGCCUGAGAAGCUCGAUUCUUUGGUGGUUGAUAGUGGUGAGAACUGGAGCGUAGGACAGAGGCAGCUUCUUUGUUUAGGCAGGGUUAUGCUGAAACGAAGCAGACUUCUGUUUCUAGACGAAGCAACUGCAUCUGUAGAUUCUCAAACCGAUUCAGUGAUUCAGAAGAUUAUUAGAGAAGACUUUGAGUCGUGUACCAUAGUUAGCAUCGCUCACAGGAUCCCAACAGUGAUGGACUGCGAACGAGUACUCGUCAUAGACGCAGGUAAGGCAAAAGAGUUUGAUAGCCCGACUCGUUUGCUUGAGAGCCACUCUCUUAUUGCGGCGCUGGUGCAAGAGUAUGCUCUCAGAUCUUCUGGAAUAUGAAAAUUAGAAAAAAUAUCUAAAGAUAUUAUUUUAACUGACUGGAGAAAAAAAAUCGAGAUUGUUUCUUAUGUAAUUUUUGUUUAAACAAUAAAACAGAAUUUGAAUAAUCAAAUGUUUUUGUAACCCAAACGACAUCGUUAAUUCAACGGUUUCAUUUUAGGACU
This is a messenger RNA of Brassica oleracea var. oleracea, 4721 nucleotides long. RefSeq names its product ABC transporter C family member 4-like. The record is from RefSeq and is a predicted model, not a curated record. Gene Ontology annotation, biological process: transmembrane transport. Gene Ontology annotation, cellular component: plant-type vacuole; vacuolar membrane. Lineage: Eukaryota; Viridiplantae; Streptophyta; Magnoliopsida; Brassicales; Brassicaceae. Gene Ontology annotation, molecular function: ATP binding; ABC-type transporter activity; ATP hydrolysis activity.